Molecule: messenger RNA, 1671 nt
Organism: Cutaneotrichosporon cavernicola
Lineage: Eukaryota; Fungi; Basidiomycota; Tremellomycetes; Trichosporonales; Trichosporonaceae
Exons: 6
Coding region: 1-1671 (556 amino acids)
Biological process (GO): carbohydrate transport; transmembrane transport
Cellular component (GO): membrane
Molecular function (GO): carbohydrate:proton symporter activity
Source: RefSeq, a predicted model, not a curated record
AUGGGCGGGUUCAAGAAGAUCGAGGACCGUCCCACGCCGAAGGAAGUGUACAACUGGCGUGUGUACGCUCUGGCCAUCAUCUGUGGUUGCGGCGCGCUCACGUUCGGAUAUGACGGUAUGCCACAACAACUCGCGGUGCUGAUGGCAGGCGCGUUCAUCGGCACGACCAUCGCCAGACCCUCGUUCAAGGAGGCGAUGGGCAUUGACAAGAUGACCAAGGCACAACAGACGUCCAUGACGACCAAUCUGACCUCGACCUUUACUGGCAGCGCAUGGUUUGGCGCAGUGUUCGCGUGGCCGUGCAUGGAGGCGUUUGGCCGCAAGCGGCCGAUGCAAGUCAGCGCGUUCCUGUUCAACCUUGGUGCAAUCCUUAUGACCGUGACAACCCACAACCUCGCCAUGAUCUAUGCUGGCCGCGCCAUUACAGGUUUCGCCGUCGGCGUGCUCACCGCCACAAUCCCAACCUUUAUCGCCGAGUUCUCGCCCCCAGCCAUUCGUGGCCAGCUCACGGGCUUUUUCGAGAUCGCGUACCAGGUCGGCUCACUCGUCGGUUUCUGGAUCAACUAUGGAAUCACAAGCCACAUGGACGUGACGAGUAACACGUCGUGGCGCGUCGCCAUGGCGGUCCAGCUUAUCCCGGGCGGUAUGUUGGCGGUUGGAUCGGUCGUUCUCAAGGAAUCACCCGGUUGGCUGCUCCGCCAGGGUCGUGAGGAUGAGGCGAUGACCAUCCUCUCGUACGUCCGCCAGCUUCCCGAGGACCAUGAGUAUAUCCAGCAGGAGGUAGCGAUGAUGCGUGUGGUCAUUGACGAGGAGCGCAAGUUUGCCGGCGGAAAGCGGGGUAUGCUGCCCUACCUUCGCGCAUUCGCCAAGGAACUCCAGGUCCCAGACAUGCGGCACCGUAUGAUCUGCCUUUUCUGCAUGUUCAUUCUUAUGAACUUUAGCGGCGCUGUCGUUCUGAACUACUACUCGCCUACCCUUUUUACUUCCGUUGGCAUCGCCAAGGAAGACGUCAACCUCUACACCGGUUUCUACGGACUCGUCAAGGCUGUGGGCGCCAUCACGUUCUGCCUGUUCAUCGUGGACCGUUCUGGCCGGCGCGUCCCGUGGCUCCUCUCUGCCAGCGGAUGUGCUAUCACUCUCAUCUAUAUUGGCGCUUACGUGAUUGCUGUCGACCCCGCGUCCAAGAAGGGCAUGCUCUCGUCCGCCGAGCAGCGAGAAGGCACUGGCGCGGUAGCCUGCAUCAUGUUGUACUCGUUCAUUUGGUCCUGGGGCGGAAACUCCCUCAGUUGGACGGUAUCUUCUGAAAUGUUCCCCAUCUCGGUGCGAUCACUCACGGGCUCCUUCGGAGCGGCGACGCAAUGGCUCUCGUCCUUCGCUGCCACAAUGAGCGCGCCACACAUGCAGGCAGCGGUUGGCGGGUGGAUUUUUGUCUUCUAUGGUCUCUGCUGCGUUGCGACGGCCGUCUUCGUAUUCGUCCUCAUCCCCGAUACCCGUGGGACUCCCAUUGAAAGCAUGGGCAGGCUCUUCGGCGGGCCGAGCAAGUACUGCCAGUGGCGGCAGAAGAAGGUGUGGCCGCCGAACGGCAUCCCGCCACCGGUUACCGAGGACAUGGAUGGUUCGGGUUCGCCUCAUGUCGAGAAGGCUGAUUAUGCGCAUGAUGAGAAGGUCUGA